Messenger RNA from Toxotes jaculatrix (banded archerfish), 1530 nucleotides. RefSeq names its product homeobox C5a (gene hoxc5a). Gene Ontology annotation, cellular component: nucleus. The transcript has 2 exons. Lineage: Eukaryota; Metazoa; Chordata; Actinopteri; Toxotidae. Bases 92 to 778 code for a protein of 228 amino acids. Gene Ontology annotation, molecular function: DNA-binding transcription factor activity, RNA polymerase II-specific; RNA polymerase II cis-regulatory region sequence-specific DNA binding. Gene Ontology annotation, biological process: anterior/posterior pattern specification; regulation of transcription by RNA polymerase II. The record is from RefSeq and is a predicted model, not a curated record.
GCAAUGAUCAACAAAAACAAGGAAAUAGCCGCAACAUACAUCCCGCAGCCCUCUCUAGUUUAAAAAGAAAGUAUCGGUGUGUAGUUUAAAAAUGAGCUCUUAUGUUGACAGCUCCAAUCUCAGGCAAACAAGCGAGACAACUUCUCCUAACACUAUGUUUAGUUUCGAUCUAUCUGGGCGCAGGUCCAGCCGCUAUGAGGAUGUUAAUGUGAACGGGAUAUUCACUUGUCCCAUCCCCACGACCUCUGUUGAACGGGAGGAGAUGAAAACUAGCCUGCGUGGCAAUACGGAUACUCCUCUCCCGUCAGGACCACAGAUAACCAUGGUCUCCAGUAGCUCGUCCGUGGACGCAAGCGGGCUCAACUACGGCAGCAGCACGCUGCUGGGACGAGGGGCGGACAGAGACCCGGAGAGGAGCGCAAAAUCCGGCGGCAACAAGAGCCACGAGAGCGAAAGAAACGCGGAGAACGCGCAAUCGGUGAAACGCAACACAAAUAUGAACCAGCGUCAGGACAGUGAGCAGCGACCUCAGAUCUAUCCAUGGAUGACAAAACUGCACAUGAGCCACGAAUCGGAGGGUAAGCGGUCCAGGACCAGUUACACCCGCUACCAGACUCUGGAGCUGGAGAAAGAGUUUCACUUCAACCGGUACCUGAGCCGCCGCAGGCGCAUAGAGAUCGCCCACACCCUGUGUCUAAACGAGAGGCAGAUCAAAAUCUGGUUCCAGAACAGGCGAAUGAAGUGGAAGAAGGACUCAAAGAUCAAAGUGAAGGAGUAAAAGUGCCACCGGUGAACGGGGUGCAUGCAGCACGUUUUCAGCCCCACACUGCACAGUGCUGGAGUGCCGCCUGACCUCCGGAUGAACUGCUAGGAGCAAUGACAUCAUGACACCGCUCUGUGUGCUUCAUCACCAAUUAUGUGUCACUUGCUGCAGUUUGGGACCUAAUGUAUUGAAUAUCACUCACUUUGAUCAAUCGGUUUACAUUUCUAAAUUAAUUUGCUGCCCAUGCGAUGAUAACCUCACUUUACUGCACGAAGGGGACAAGAGGUUGAGGGGAGCUGGGUCCUUCACGCUGCAAGGCUUUUGGUCUGCAGUGCACUGAAAGGCUGCACAAUGCUACUAAUAAUCUUUGUUUUUAAUUAGGAUAAGAGUAGUGGAGGCUGGGUGACAGCAUGCAUCAUUUCCAACUCUGUGUCAUCAUCAUCGUGUGAUAAAAACUUUAAGGUCAGCGAAUCAAAUAAAGGCAAAAAACAAAAAACAAAAAAACAAUAAUUCUAACAUGCUUUGGAAAACAAAAAUGAUUAUGAGUUGUCCUGUGAGCAACAAAGUUAAAUCCUUUCCCACCAGUAAAAACUACUUUCUCACCUCUUUCCCUUUUUCUAUUCUUUUUUUUUUUUUAAAUUUACUCUCUAAUACGUUGCAGUGCAAAGUUAGGAAGUGGUUGGAUGUGUGGUGUCUGUUUGUGAGUGGAUUUCUGUGAAGGCACCGUCCUGUCAUAUCCCUGUGAAUCUAAAUCACUGUGUAUAAUU